AUGGAUCUCGAACGGAAUGGGGUGCAGAACGAGAUCGAGAUUGGGCAGAGCGGCGGUCUCAUCCCGCAUUUGCCUCUGCACACGAAGAAAAUGGGCUCUACGAUUCGUCCGCUCGCUCCAGAGCGUCGGAAAGAGCCGGAUGGGAUGAAGACGAUGGCCUCGGUCAUGAUUCGAGCAGAGGUACCAGAAUGCAGUCCCUCCUUGCCACUGUCGACGAUCUCGGUAGAGCGAUGGAGAAUCUUGUGGUCUCCGUUGUCUAUGACAGCGACCAAGAGCAAUAACGUCCCUCACUCUCGUCUCUACUAUUCCAUUGUUAUUGUCAUGUUAAACUAG
Strongylus vulgaris is the source of this 333-nucleotide messenger RNA. The record is from the annotation of a GenBank genome assembly. Lineage: Eukaryota; Metazoa; Nematoda; Chromadorea; Rhabditida; Strongylidae.